Messenger RNA from Colletotrichum lupini, 471 nucleotides. RefSeq lists its product as uncharacterized. The transcript has 5 exons. Lineage: Eukaryota; Fungi; Ascomycota; Sordariomycetes; Glomerellales; Glomerellaceae. Bases 1 to 471 code for a protein of 156 amino acids. The record is from RefSeq and is a predicted model, not a curated record.
AUGUUGGCGCAGAUAUACACGGGGGUAGAAAGAAAGGAAUACAAAACCCCCGACUUGAGUGUGGGCGGUUUAUGGAUCCAAUGGGCUUUCGGUUUGGGCUGGCUCUGCUUGUUUUCCAUGCUCGCCUCCGAUGAAGAAUGUGACAUGUAUCGUGACGAGGUCUAUCUGAAGCAGAGACGCUUCUAUCCAGGCCUGUUGUACGGCAGAGUCAAGAAUUCAAUACGUCCAACUGUCACGUCGACGUAUUCAAUGUUCAAUCAAACUCUAGACGCCCAGGUACGCAGAAACGCUCACCCUGUUGACAAUAAUGUUAAGUUGAUACAUCUCACCUAUCAAAGUUCGCUGCUCGACAAGUCUGAAAACAAUCAGACACCCAAGCACGAUUCUACGUACGUCCCUCGCACACAAAGUCCAUGCAUGGACGCGUACAUGCGACGCGCGGAUCGUCGAAUCUGUCCGUCGACCCUGUAG